Molecule: messenger RNA, 1290 nt
Organism: Seminavis robusta
Lineage: Eukaryota; Bacillariophyta; Bacillariophyceae; Naviculales; Naviculaceae
Source: the annotation of a GenBank genome assembly
AUGCCGAGACGGGGGCAUGCCAAUACCGGUACCGGUAGCAACGCUAGCAACAACAACAACAAGAAGAAAAAGAACAAGAGAAGGAUGUUUGCCAAUGAUGAGGUUUGGAUCCAAGGCAUUCUAUCUUUUGUUGGCUUUGGACAGUACGCUUUUGUUGGAGCCGUCAACAAAAGGAUGAACCGAUUCUACAAAGCCUACUGUGAAAUUGAACUCAAGAAAAACCCGAGGAUUGUAAAACCCGUUUCGUAUUUCAAUCGCUAUGCAAAAAGCACCGACACUCUUUGCAGUGAGACAUUCUGUAACCAGACACGUGCAGAGUACUGGCUCUGGCUCAAGGACAAUUCCAGCAACAAAGAACCUCUUCGCGAUCAAGUUUGCAUUGUCAUUGCCAAAAUUGGAAAUCCUUCUGUCAUGCACUGGGCACGACAACAAGGAUUCCGAAUGUCUGCGGACACGUGUGCUGCAGCUGCUAAAAAUGGACAGCUGGGAAUGCUCAAAUGGUUGAGAGAGAAUGGUUGUCCAUGGAAUUGGAAGACAUGUGAGUACGCUGCUGAAGGUGGGCAUUUGGAAAUUCUCAAGUGGGCUCGUGAAAAUGGUUGUCCAUGGUUUGAAUGGACAUGUGCCUGUGCUGCCAAAACUGGACAUUUGGAUAUUCUGAAGUGGGCCCGUGCAAAUGGUUGUCCAUGGGACGUAUUCACGUGUUCCGGUGCUGCUCAAGGUGGUCAUUUGGAAAUUCUCAAGUGGGCUCGUGAAAAUGGUUGUCCAUGGAACAUAUUCACGUGUUCCGGUGCUGCUCAAGGUGGUCAUUUGGAAAUUUUGAAGUGGGCUCGUGCAAAUGGUUGUCCAUGGGCUGAAGACACAUGUUAUCAUGCUGCUGAGAAUGGACAUUUGGAAACUUUGAAGUGGGCUCGUGCAAAUGGGUGUCCAUGGGAUGAACAGACAUGUGCUCAAGCUGCUGAAGGUGGCCAUUUGGAAAUGCUAAAGUGGGCUCGUGAACAUGGUUGUCCAUGGGACACAUGCACGUGUUCCGGUGCUGCUGAAGGUGGACAUUUGAAAAUACUGCAGUGGGCUCGUGAAAAUGGUUGUCCAUGGGACACAUUCACAUGUGAGACCGCUGCUGAAUGUGGACAUUUGGAGAUUUUAAAGUGGGCUCGUGAAAAUGGGUGUCCAUGGGAUGAACAGACAUUUGAAGCUGCUGGGCUAAGCGAGAGAGGCAACAACAGUGCAGUGAUCCAGUGGCUACGCGACAAUGGCUGCCCUGGGUCUCAUGAAGAUGAUGAAGGACACUAA